Talaromyces amestolkiae is the source of this 1629-nucleotide messenger RNA. RefSeq lists its product as uncharacterized. The transcript has a single exon. Bases 1 to 1629 code for a protein of 542 amino acids. Lineage: Eukaryota; Fungi; Ascomycota; Eurotiomycetes; Eurotiales; Trichocomaceae. The record is from RefSeq and is a predicted model, not a curated record.
AUGUUUCCCUGGCAGGGAGAAGGCAAAGGGACUUCGUUCAUACUUGCUACCCAACAGCGCGAGCAGCGUCAGCAGCAAGCGCCGCAACAACCGCAGUCGGCGCGACAGGAUAAUGGGUACGGACGAUGGCGCUUACCGUCUGUGAUGCRGGGGGCAAGCCAAGCCGUGAAUGAUAAACCUAGUAGUAAUCAUACAUCUUCAAACGUGGCGAAUGGGAGAGCUUCGUCAUUGUCAAAUAGAGAAGAAGCGCUCGCUGGGCCGGAGAGUAUCAGUCUUUCUGCAUCUGGCGACGACGAUGAAGAAGAUGAAGAAGAAGACGGCGACGCAGAGCAGCAAGGUGACUCUGAAGGCGAGGACAUAGAUUAUCGAUCUUCUAGAAACGAGUCCAACCCAACUGCUACAACAAAAAACGGCACAGAAAAGCAAGCAACACGACCACCCGGUCAAAGACUAGGAGAGCGCAUGCCACCCCUGGGCUACCCACCACAGCCCAGCUUCCGCAACAAUCAUGCGCGUCGCCUCAAUACCGAAGAAGAAAUCAAACUCUUCGAACUGUGCAUCAAACACAGCUCCACAUUCGGCGAACGCAGCAAACUGUGCGAAUGGUGGAAGAACAUCGCCAAUGAAUUCAUCGAGAAUUACGGCGGGCCGUAUAGCUGGCAUUCCGUACGCAGAAAAGUUGAUCUCGUCACGAGGCAGAGGAUCAAGUAUCUUGCAGACCUCAAAGAGGGGAAGAUUGAGGCUGAUCAGGCGACGGAUCCGUGGAAAAGGGUGCUCGAUGAAUGGAUUCCGACGUGGGAGAAGUUCGAGGUUUCGGAGAAGAGGAGGAUUGAGGUGAGGGAUCAGAGGGCUGCAAUGAGGAAGAGGAAGGAGCCGCCUACUUCUGUUACUGGUGGAGUUGCUGCAGAAGGCUCAAAUCCUUCUUCUUCGCCUGCGCCGUCUUCGUCGACGCCAGCUGCGAAGCGGAAAUCUACUGGAGCUACUCCAUCUGCUGGUGCAGGAGCGCCGGGAUCAUGGCAAGCAACACCGUCCAAAUGGACUCCGGGCCCUAGCCCCUACGGCCCUCCGCCGUAUGCUAUACCUGCAGGACCUAUGGCACAGCCACCGCCAUCGACGCCGGGCAUGAAAAUGCCAGAUGGAUAUGAUACCAUGUUCCGCAGUCCGGCGCAUCCGACUACACAUCCUUUAUACCCUUACCCUCCACCGCAACCAUACUACACUCCUCCUAUGUCCGCACCGCCAGCAGCGGACAAUACUCUGACCUCAGCUGUUUUGGAGACAUUGACAAAGCUGAACAAACAUCUCGAAAAGGCGGACGGCACUUCCUCCCCUAUCGUAGCUGCUCUGACUACCAACAAUAACAAUAACACCAUCGACAAACCCAUCGAAAACAGAACAUCAUCUCCCCAACGAGACGCAGACGCUGAAGAUCCCCAAGAACCACCAUCCACGACAGUAAUAUCAGUCACAACCCUGCAAAAACUCAAGACAGAGCUUCGCGCGGAGUUUGAGACGGAACUAGCCAAGAUCCGCGAAGCGUUUACCGCGAAACUCGAUGCUCUGGAGCAAACUCAGGAGAUGAUUAUGGAUAUGUUGAGGCAGGAGCCUGGGCGGGAGGGAUCUAAUUAG